GGGCAGGACCUACUGAGCGGACUUUAACGUCCACACCAAUUCUGCGUGUCAGCGAACAAAAGGCGAGCUCGACAUCUUGCAAUGAUUUGUAUACUACUGGUGGCUGGCCACGGUACCCUUUUAGAGACACAAAUAAAGAAUGACAGUACAGGCUUGUAUAGUCAGCUGACAGGAGUCCCAAAGGCCUUGCUUCCAGGAAUAGGAGGAAAAAAAAUAUUGGACUUUUGGUGGGAAACAGUCAACACGCGACAGUUGUUUACUGAAGUCUACCUGGUCACCAAUGCAGACAAGUAUAAGCACUAUGAGCGCUGGGCGACAGCUAAUGACUUUCCGGUGGAAAAUGUGGUAAAUGAUGGGAGCACCACCUUAGAUGACCGUCUGGGAGCCGUGGCGGACUUGGAACUUGCCAUACGCAGUCGCAAGUUGAACGACAACAUCAUGGUGAUUGCAGGGGAUAUGCUUUGUGCAGACCAAAAUUUUGACAUUGCUCAAGUUAUUCGCUUCUUCAAGUCAAAGCCUGGAGAGCUGGCCAUAUACUAUGAACUGGAGGAGGGGGAGGAAAGCAGCUCAAGGGGUAUUGUGGAGGUCUGUCCUGACACCCACAGGGUAACACGCUUCUUGGAGAAGCCCCAGAACGGUUUGACUGAGUCCCGACUGGCCAGCGUCGUGUUCUACUGUUUGCGUAGCAACACACUACCCUGCAUUUCUGAAUUCCUAAAUCUGCAGCUGCAAGCCGAGGACAGGUCCUUUGGACAAUUCUGGGAGUGGCUUAUCAAUGAAAAGCAUCUUCAAGUCUUUGGGAUGAAGCUGCCCACAGGCUUCCAACUCAUCGGACAGGUGGGAUUUUCAGAUUACACCAAGUGGCUUAGUCACUACUCUGCCAAGCAAAGAGACAAGCCUAACAACACAUUCACAUGCCGGUCAUAUGCCAGGGUUGGAUUGAUGGGGAACCCCUCUGAUGGAUUCAAUGGAAAAACCAUUGCUAUGACCAUCUCUAACUUCUGGGCAGAAGUUACCUUGGUGGAGAGCCAGGCUUUGGUUUUAUUGCCUCACCCACUGAAUGACCCCACAGAGUUUGGAAGCUUGCAAGAUCUGUUUUGUAUCAGCAGAAAAGAAGGGUACUUAGGAGGUCUGCGGUUACUUCAGGCUACCUGUAAGAAGUUCUACCAAUUCUGCUCUAAACAAGGUAUUGCUCUGACAAAGCAGAACUUCACGCUGAAGUAUGACACCAACAUUCCUCGGCAAGUGGGCCUUGCUGGAAGCAGUGCAAUUGUCUCAGCUACCCUGAAGUGUCUUAUGAAAUUCUAUAACAUCACAGACAGUGACCUCCCUAAGGCCAUCCGAGCCAACUUCAUCCUCAAUGUGGAGACUGAUGAGUUGUUCAUCACAGCUGGCCUUCAAGACAGAGUUGUUCAGGUGUAUGAAGGCUUGGUCUACAUGGAUUUCAGCAAGGCGCUCAUGGAAGAUCGAGGCUAUGGAGAGUACGUCUCUUUGGACAUGAGCAGUCUCCCCACAUUCUGGCUAGGUUAUCUGAGUGACCCCAGUGACUCUGGACGUAUUCAUAGCAAUGUCCGACAACGCUGGCUUAAUGGGGAGCCCGUGGUUGUUGAUGCCAUGAAAUCUUUCGCUGAGCUCACAGAUCAAGCCAGAACAGCUCUGCAAGACAAAGACUGGAACAAGUUGGCACAACUGAUGGACCAGAACUUUGAGCUGCGAAGGUCUGUCUACACUGACGAAUGUCUGGGACCUGGGAAUCUUAAAAUGGUUCAGUUGGCAAGGCAGUUUGGCUCAGCAGUGAAGUUACCAGGCAGCGGUGGGGCAGUGGUAGGCCUGUGUCUGGACCAAGCAAGACUAGUGGAGAUGAGACAAGCCUUCCAGGAGGCAGGCUGUGUCUUCUGUGUCAUUGUGCCUUACAGUCCGUCUGCCAGCACCAGCAGUGGUCAAGACUAACUCUACCAACGCCUCCUAGUAUUUAAUCAUGACUGAAUCAGUCUACUUUAUAGUCUAUAAUGUAUUAAAGGAUGGAAAACCCAAUUGUAUUUCCUCAUAUGAAGCGCUGGCCAAUUGUGAAUGUUAGAUAUAGGCUAAUGAAAAUGUAAUUAUCUACGUAUGACGGAUUUUGUUUUUUUGUACAUAAAUUAAAGGUAAUUUUUCAGCAUUUGUAUGGUGUUCUGUGUUUUGACGCGCUGUGACCAGGUGAUCCGUUCAC
Messenger RNA from Lampris incognitus (smalleye Pacific opah), 2209 nucleotides. RefSeq names its product glucuronokinase with putative uridyl pyrophosphorylase (gene gkup). Gene Ontology annotation, biological process: biosynthetic process. The transcript is spliced from 23 exons. Gene Ontology annotation, molecular function: glucuronokinase activity; ATP binding. The record is from RefSeq and is a predicted model, not a curated record. NCBI's taxonomy places the organism in Eukaryota, Metazoa, Chordata, Actinopteri, Lampriformes, Lampridae. The coding region runs from base 82 to 1950 and encodes 622 amino acids.